AUGUUUUCUCUACCUAUGAUUGCCCCGGUUCCGGACGCCAGGCUAUGGCCUUCUUACAAUACAACGCACACAGACUUCUCCGACAGCUCUCACUCCCCUCCUAACACCUCGCAUGGCCACCGCCGACCGACCUCACAUCAUGGCUCGCACCAGAACCAUAACGCCUUUCUUGCCGCCCUCACUGCCGAUGAAAACACAAUAACGCAGCGCAAACUCAACGUCUGCCGUUUUGGCGCCGGCUGGCUUCGUCCAAUUGGUGUCUCAAAGACUCUCCAACAGAUCAGAGAUGAAGAACUCGAGAAGGAAGAACAGGAGUUGAUGCAGCGCAGGGAACAAGUUAUGUUGGAUCUCGCUGCUGCCCAACAGGAUGCUGCCAACGAAGAGGAGCGAGAGAGGGGAGCGAGAGAGGAAGAGGCUGGCGAAGGAGAGGCAGAAGUUGACUUAGACGAUGACGUCCCGGAGGCACAGAGUAACUCGAGCGAGUCAGAGUCAGAGUCAGAGUCUGGAAGCAGCAGUGGAGAAGAAGAAGAAGGAAGCGAGGAAGGCCGGGAAGAGAGCACGGUUCCCUUCAACGAGGACAGCUUCAUCGAAGGUAGUAUGCUCGAGGCGGAAGUAUCUCACAUGCUAGAGAUGGAGGAAGCCGAAAUGGCUGGCGUUCUGCAAGAUGAGCGCGACCUCGACGACGACGUUCCUGAAGCCGGCAGUUACGAACACACCGACUCUGAGCUCGAAGACUCUAGCGACAUCGACAACAGCGUUUUACCACCUGGUCUCAGCUCCGUGCGUUCAAGACGCUCUACUAGGCGCCGCUCGAGUGGAAGACGCAGCUCCGGUCGUCGCAGUUCUGGACUUCCUCAUGGCAUGGCAUUGGGUGUGCAGCCGGCAGCAGGAAGGAUUAGUCUGGGUGUUGAUCUGGGCAACGGACGCAGCAGUUUCGGUAUAGACGGUAGCAGUUCCAUGCUCGAGGGAAGUUCUUUCUUGAGGAGUUCGCCUGUAGGUCCUUCAACGGCUGCAAGGGGAGGUAGUCUUCGAGAUCGGUUCUUGGGAGCUGCGCGUGGUGGAGAUGGUGGAGGCGGUGGUGCAAGGAGGGCUUGA
Pyrenophora tritici-repentis Pt-1C-BFP is the source of this 1095-nucleotide messenger RNA. The record is from RefSeq and is a predicted model, not a curated record. NCBI's taxonomy places the organism in Eukaryota, Fungi, Ascomycota, Dothideomycetes, Pleosporales, Pleosporaceae.